This is a messenger RNA of Andrographis paniculata, 1989 nucleotides long. Its product is annotated as rho GTPase-activating protein 2. The coding region runs from base 215 to 1621 and encodes 468 amino acids. Gene Ontology annotation, biological process: signal transduction. Lineage: Eukaryota; Viridiplantae; Streptophyta; Magnoliopsida; Lamiales; Acanthaceae. The transcript has 4 exons. Gene Ontology annotation, molecular function: GTPase activator activity. The record is from RefSeq and is a predicted model, not a curated record.
GUUUGAAAUGAACAGUGGAGUCGACUCCGCCAUUAUUAGGAGCUUCAAAAACCCAUUCUCGACUCUCGUUUCUUUGAAUGCAUCAAAUCAAUAAUCUGCGCCAUUGAAGGAAGGAAAUCCAUCCUUCUCUCUAUCUAACCCCUUCUAGAGAGAGAAAGGGGAUAGCAGGGUGGGUGGUAGGUUUUGUUUGUUCGUUCAUUUAUUGAACUGAACCAUGGCUGGGGUGGUUAUGGUGACGGAGGGCGGAGGUUGCAGCAGCGGCGGCGGCGGAGGAAAGGCGGCGGAUUCUAAAUCUGCGGCGGAGGAGGAGCAGCAGCAGCAGCAACUUUCGUUGCUGGAUUUCAUACUUUCUGCUCUGAGGAAAUCCAUGGUGUCGACGUGCCGGGUGGACCGGCAAGACCAGGAGGUGAUCUCCGCCGUCCAUCAAAUGGAGAUCGGAUGGCCGACGAACGUCCAGCACAUCACUCACGUUACAUUCGAUCGGUUCCACGGAUUUUUGGGGCUUCCUGUCGAGUUCGAAGUUGAGGUUCCGUCUAGGGCUCCAAGUGCCAGUGUCAGUGUGUUUGGGGUCUCGGCGGAUUCAAUGCAGUGUUCUUACGACGCAAGGGGAAACAGUGUCCCGACGAUUCUGUUGUUGAUGCAGGAGAGACUGUAUUCUCAGGACGGUCUCAAGUCGGAGGGGAUCUUCCGAAUAAAUCCCGAGAACAGCCAAGAAGAACAUGUGAGGGAUCAGCUUAACAGGGGUAUUGUUCCCAACGACAUCGAAGUCCAUUGUUUGGCAGGUCUGAUCAAAGCCUGGUUUCGAGAACUCCCAUCCGGCGUGCUCGACGGUCUCUCCCCCGAACAGGUUUUGCAAUGCAAUUCAGAGGACGAAUUUGUCGAGCUCAUCAAGCAGUUAAAACCAACCGAGAGCGCUCUUCUUAGCUGGGCAGUCGAUCUAAUGGCAGAUGUAGUCGAGCACGAAGAAUCCAACAAAAUGAAUGCCAGAAACAUAGCUAUGGUUUUUGCACCAAACAUGACUCAGAUGUCGGAUCCCUUGACAGCACUAAUGCACGCCGUGCAAGUGAUGAAUUUGUUGAAGACGCUGAUCAUGAAAACGCUACGGGAACGCGACGAGGCAGCCGAGGGAGGAUCAUACUCUCCCGCGUCUUCUCAGUCAUUGGUCGACGAGGAAUACGACACUCAGCAGGAGAUGGACACCAGCUGCGGAGAAUCGUCUGCAAUGGCUUCAGAUGACGACGAAGAUCAGUACAGCCACUGUGACGAGGAGAAGGAUGAAGUCGAGUCUUUGAGCGACAUAGAAGAGCGGUUCUUAAGGCAACUCGACGAAAACGAGCAAGCUAAAAAUGGAUUUCGCCAGCAACUCGAGGGGAUCUUAUGCAUAGGAGGAGGGGAGCACAACACAAGCCUACUAAGUCCUUCCACAAACAAUGCAGAUUCAUCAUUUUCGCUAUUCGACAGCAGAAUAGGAAGCUCGUGCCUGAGCACGAGCGAUGGCGAGGAGUCGAGGAUAAUGAAUAUGGACAUAGAAAGCAGCAUAACUGCCAUUAAGGCGACAUUGAACGGCGAAAUGGACGUGGCAGCAGACAACAUAGGCGAGUCGAAGAUCAGUAAGCAGUAAGUAAGUAAAACUAACUAGUCUUGCAUCCGGAUCCUGAAUUCGAAUUUCUUUUUCUAUCCUUAGUUAGCUUGUAAAUUUAGUUGGCUAUGUGUUAGGAACAGCUGAUGGUAAGAUCAUAUGGUUUGGUUAUGAUUUGAAUUUGGAUUUGUAGUCACUUUUCAGUUUAGGGCUGAAAUUGUGGUGUCCUAAGUAUAUCUUUUUUUUAACUCUUUGCUCUACCAGCAAAGACUUGUCUUUCUGACUGUUUCUUUUACAGUCUUGCAAGAACACAAGCAAUACUGUAAAAAACUUCGUUUUUUUUUUUAAAAAAAACUUCUGUCCAUUCUUGAAAUUGCUUUGGUUUGUUUGGUGGCAUGUUAGAAAAGUAG